This is a messenger RNA of Hippocampus comes (tiger tail seahorse), 2327 nucleotides long. It is a transcript of the gene klf5l, whose product is annotated as Kruppel like factor 5 like. Gene Ontology annotation, molecular function: DNA-binding transcription factor activity, RNA polymerase II-specific; RNA polymerase II cis-regulatory region sequence-specific DNA binding. The record is from RefSeq and is a predicted model, not a curated record. NCBI's taxonomy places the organism in Eukaryota, Metazoa, Chordata, Actinopteri, Syngnathiformes, Syngnathidae. Gene Ontology annotation, biological process: regulation of transcription by RNA polymerase II. The transcript is spliced from 5 exons. The coding region runs from base 114 to 1370 and encodes 418 amino acids.
UAGUUUGGCUCAAUACUUGAGCUCAGGUAAGCGGUAGCAGGUAAGAACAGCGCGGAAGACUUUGCUGGACUUACUUUGUUGCUUCUUUCAGCUGCGCGAGCGUAGGGCCGGUCAUGAAUGCGCCGCAAGGGAGCGACGAGCGGGUGGUUUUCACGCAGCUAAAGCCGGUGAGGAUGUCCGGAGCAGCGGAGGGUGCCGAGGACUCAUCCGUGUUUGAGGACGUUAAGCCCGGGGCGCAGUUGGAGAUGGACAAAUACCUCCCCCAGAUCACCAGCUCGCUUUUGAGCCCUGCCAUCGACCUGAGUGACAAGAAGUACCGGCGGGACAGCGCCUCGGUGGUGGAUGAGUACUUCUCCGAGGACAAGCCCGGCGCCCCCUACAGCCUCAACAUCAACGUUAUCCUCCCCAGCUCCUCCCAUUUGCGCACGGGCCUCUAUCGCCACAACACGAAGACCCUGCCCCCGACGCAGAUCAAGACGGAGCCCGGACUGGAGGUGCCCUGCUCCUCCGCCGGCACCCAGGCCCUGCCAGACUUCACCUCGGUGUUCAACGUGCCCCCCGUGGUCAACGGUGUUUUCAUCAAGCCGGACCUGAGCUCCAGUGGCGUCUCCCUUUCCAACGGGUCCCAGCAGCAGCAGAGUUUGGACACGGAGCUUCACAUAGGACCGCCGGCCCCCCAGCCGCAGGUCUACCACAUGCCAGGCAACAGCACAGCGGACCUCAACAUGACUCUGCCCCACUCCGGACCCUCGGCGUCCGGUUCUCGGACCAUGCUGAACCUCGGCAAUGCCAGCGGCGUUGGCGGCUACAUGUUGGCCGAGCACCAGCUGGGGGCGCACCACGGUUACUACCCGGCAUCCGGCGCCCAGCAUGCGGGCCCUCACAGCCUGCCGCCCUCACCGCCAAACUCGCAACCCGGCAGUCCCGAGGCUCAGGCUGAUCUGCUGAGUUUGGCGAGCCAGCCGCCACCUCCGUACCAACAGCAUGUGGUGGGUGGGAUAAAAGUGACGGGGUUGUCCCCUCACGCCAUGCUGAUGACGCACGGCCAGGGUGUCCUGACGGGGCCGAAAUACAAUCGACGGAACAACCCGGAGCUGGAGAAGAGGAGGAUUCAUUUCUGCGACUAUCCAGGCUGUACAAAAGUUUACACAAAGAGCUCGCAUCUGAAGGCGCACCAGAGGACGCACACGGGCGAGAAACCGUACCGCUGCACGUGGGACAACUGCGACUGGCGCUUCGCCCGCUCCGACGAGCUGACCCGACACUACCGCAAACACACGGGCGCCAAACCCUUCAAGUGCGUGGCCUGCAGCCGCUGCUUCUCGCGCUCGGACCACCUGGCCCUGCACAUGAAGCGCCACCAGAACUGAGAAAGCGCCGGGGAUCCUCCGCAGGAAGUGCGGACAAGUCGGAACAUUUUCACUGUGUUUUUCUUCUCUGGGUUCUCCAAACCACAAAACACUUUCCCGCAAGAUGUGGUCAAAAUGUUUCUCACUUUGCAAAUUACGGAAGGGAAAAAAAAAAAAGUUAAAUACAUGGCUAGUGGAGCGCAAAAAUCUCCGGUUCUCACCCCAAAAAAAUUCAUGGUCUUUGUCCCUUUACUCAUGUAUCACCUUUUCCACAAAUUUUUGUCCGAAUUGUUCAGGUCUGGUAUUGACAAACUACGCCCCCCUGCCCCCUCCAAAAAAAAAGUCAAUUUAUGAGUGAAGAAUGAAAUGUAAAAAAUUCUGCUAAAGCUCCAAAAAUUGCACAUGCUGGAACAUUCCUCAAACUUUUCUCAAAAUCUGUUAUGUUACAAAACGCACGUUAUGUUUUUAACUUAAAUGAGAGAAAAAAAAAGAAAUCUUCCUUGGUGGAGCGAAUCAAGCAAUUUGCUUUUUGUAUUCCUCUAUAUUGUAAAGUGGCUAUCAACUAUUUUUUGUGGAUUUUUUUUUUUUUUUUAACAUUCCGUCUUCUCUAAUUCUUCCUCUCGUGAGAAAUUUCUGUACUUUCCGUGGGACAGGUGGACGCCCCGCCCCCGCUUUCAUGUAAAUAAUGUUUAUAUAUCUAUUGUGCAUAUGUGUCUGCAAGGAAAGGACAAAAAAACAAUGAAUGUAUCUAGAUUUAUACUUGAUGUUUUUUUUCUCUCCACGUUUUGUUAAUACAAGUAGAAACUUCCCUUAAGUGCGUCAUUAUAGUAACAUAAAAUGGGACUUAGUCAUGGACUGGUUCUGCCUGUUCUGGCGCUCACAGGGCUCAAGUCGUUAGCUGAUGUUUGUGUCGGUUGCUUCCAUGGCAACCAAGUAGUGUAGUCAACGAUUGUACGAUGUCAUUUUAAAAGAUAAUUU